This is a messenger RNA of Macrosteles quadrilineatus (aster leafhopper), 4516 nucleotides long. Its product is annotated as BMP-binding endothelial regulator protein-like. Gene Ontology annotation, molecular function: protein binding. The transcript is spliced from 15 exons. The record is from RefSeq and is a predicted model, not a curated record. NCBI's taxonomy places the organism in Eukaryota, Metazoa, Arthropoda, Insecta, Hemiptera, Cicadellidae. The coding region runs from base 95 to 1978 and encodes 627 amino acids.
GCCGUGUAUGCCCGCGCUGUUCAGACAUGUGUGUUAUAGUGUAGUGUCCCGUGCGUCGAAUUCGAUCACUCCAUAGAUUGUGCAACUCGAAGCCAUGCUGUUCCUUGCCUCAUUGCUCCUGGUGCUGAGUGGUCUUCAGGUUAUGCCUGAUGCUGAGAGCUUGAUUGUGGGUGUCGGAGUAACGGGCAAGACAGAAUCCUGCAUCAACGAAGGAGAAGUUGUAAACACUGACAACAUCAGCAAAUCACGAUGUUUUACAUGCACUUGCAAGAACGGCUAUGUUGAAUGUGCCAAGGAAAGAUGUCUGGGUGCUGAAGGUUGCUAUAUGUUGCUGGACCAUUCCAACGAUGGCUGCUGCUACAAAUGCAAGGGCUGUCUGCACGAAGGUGUCUACCGGGAGAGUGGCUCACAGUGGCGUGACCCCCGACGUUCCUGUCGCAUACUCAGCUGCAAGGCGGGGGUCGUCACCGAGACCGAGGAGGUCUGCUACACACCCUGCGCCAACCCUCGACCACCCAGGGACGGCCAGUGCUGCGGCAUGUGCAAAGGGUGUCAGAUCAAUGGACAAGUGGUAACAUCCGAGCGCAACGUCACUUCCACUGAAGACCCUUGUAUCAAGUGUCACUGCCAAGACGGGCACAUGACCUGCACCAAGAAGGCCUGCCCUGUCCUCAACUGUCCAGACUCAGCUGUUGAAUACAACAAGGGAGAAUGCUGUCCCAAGUGCAAAGGUUCCCGUCGACUGAUCGAGCCGCCCAAAGGCAGUUGUCUACUGAAGCUCGGUCUGCACCAGUCCGGUAAGACGUUCCAACACGACGAUUGUACAGUCUGUGCUUGUAACAACGGCACCCUCCACUGCCACCGGGCAUCUUGCCCACCCCUAGACUGCCCGGAGGAGAUGCAGGUCAGAGUGCCCGGCAUCUGCUGCCCGUACUGCCCGAGGAAACCAACACUGCCUAAGGGAGAGUUGUACACUUCUUGCCGAGUGGGAGGUCGCACUUAUGAGGAUGGAGAGACCUGGAAGCUGGAUCAGUGCAAGUCUUGUGCCUGUUCCGGGGGAUUGAUCCGUUGCGCGAUGCCGGAAUGCCCUCAAGUAGGCACGUGUCCUCCGAGGUUCAAAUUACAACGAGAGCCUGGCCAGUGCUGUCCCAAGUGUGUGGAGGAGGACGGAGUUUGCACAGUGUUUGGCGACCCACACUACAAGACGUUUGACGGAAAGUUCUUCAGCUUCCAAGGAUCUUGCAAGUAUCAACUCGUCGCAGACUGCAGUAAGGAGAAGAGUUUUAACAUCCGAGUGACAAACGAUGCGAGAAAUACUAAAACAUCGUCGUGGACCAAAACUGUAUCUCUUAAGGUCGGAGGUAUUAAAGUGAACCUCGGUGAGAGACAGAGGGUGAAGAUAAAUGGGGUGAAAGUGACGAUCCCGUACAGAAUGUCCAGUGGCCAAGUGACCGUGAGAAGAGAAGAUGAAACGUUACACGUUCACACACAUCUGGGGGUGAAGGUGGUGUGGGACGGAAUGAGUUUCUUGGAAGUCUCCGUCCCGGCUAAGUACAAAGGCAAGCUGUGUGGUCUCUGCGGAAACUUCAACUCAAUGUCUCGAGACGACCUGAUGACAAGGCGAGGCAGAGUUGUACUUGACCCAGACAAGUUCGGUGCGUCUUGGAGAGUUGGCGGCAAACGAGCCUGCAUGCGCAAUAAUGAGCCACCCACAAGAGCUAUCCAGUGUAGCCAACAUCUUCCACAGCGAAGGUAUCGGGACCGGCUUUGCAAGCCUUUGAGGACAGAGGUUUUUGCUCCGUGCCACAAGAGGCUGAAUUACGCAAUGUAUUUCAAGUCCUGCUUGCUAGACAUGUGUGAAUGUCCUGGCCGCAAGUGCUAUUGUGAGUCGUUCACAGCGUAUGCUCACGAGUGCGCGAGGCUUGGUGUCAACCUACCGUCGUGGCGUGAGGACACUGGCUGUCACGCGCUCUACUGAGUGCUGCUCCUCUCGCGCUCGAGCGCAAUACCCACUCACUAGUCAACUCCUCUCCCCCUACCCCCACCCCUCACCUAGCGCCAGUUAAUUAUACCAGUGAGAUCGGCGCAUUGUUGUUGUUGUUAGUCGUUGUCGUGUCAGUAUUCCCGCUUUGCCGGAUGUGGAGCACAAUUUCGACCAACCGUUGACAUUCUGCUCCGGCAUCCUUGUAGUUAGUGACUGGAUCACGUGUUGUAUAUAUUUAUACAGUUGCAAACUAAGUGUAUUUUAUUUAUGUUAAAUAAAAAUACAGCGAGAGGCCGAAAAACAUUUGAGAGAAGCUGAGAGCAAUGUAGGAAUUUAACUUGUCAACAAUGUAUAUAACUUUGAAAGAAAUUGUAAAAAGUGAUGUGACAAAAAUACAUAAAAAAUCAUUAAAAUUUAAAAUUGGAAAGAAAUACUUUUACCUUUUUAAAACACUGUUAAGGAAUCUAUCAACCAAUGAUGUUACUUAAUAAAAAGUAAAAUUAUAAACUCUUGAACCAUUUUAUUGUUAUUGAGUUGGAAUUAGUAUUGUUCCGCCCUAAAAAAUCUUUACACAAUAUCAAAAUGAAUUCACGAAGCUUCAAAUUUAAACAAAAUGUUUUUCGGCUUUACACAAAAUGUUUAAUAUAUUAAAUUGUUUAUUUGAUAAGUAUUAAAGUAGAUAUAGCAAGUUAUAUACCAUUAAGCCUAGUUUAAUGAUUAUUUUUAUAAUUAGAGUAGGAUUAUAGGACCUAAAUGUUUACCUUUUGAUUCACUGUUUACAAUUAUCUACCAAAGACAAAUGUAAUCGUUCAUUCACUCAUAAAAACUCAUCGUUCAAUAAUCAUCAAUUUUUUCCUUUGUUUAUGUUGAAGUUUAUUUGUAGAGUGUCAAUGUAUGUUUGAUUGAACAAUUUUACUUUCUUGAUUGCUAUAUUUUUUUUAAGGUUGGCAGCCUCUUGGAACAAGAAACUUUGGAUUGUGCUUGACUAGAGGUCUAUGGUCUAAGUCUAGAGGACUAGAACACUAUUAAUUAUUUAUUUUGAAAAAUCUCUUAGAGGUUGAAAAAUGUUUUAUAUGAGAUAUACGAUAACAAUAAUAUGUUAUAAUAUAUUUUUAAUAUCGUUGAGUGGAAAAUGACAAAUGUUAUUGCUUGGAAUGAUUUAUAAUUACUUUUAUACUAAAGUAUUAAACGUUGAAAGAAUGUAUACAAAAGAAAAAUGAACAAACAAGGUAUCUUCGACAAGAACCUCUUUUUAAAAAUCCUUGCAUUUAUUUAUUUGAUAGGAAUUUAUUGUUUUGGCUGGUCCAAAUUUAAUGUAAGUUUUUUUUACGUUGUGUUUGAUGAACAAACCUAUGUGAACAUAAGAAGCAUACUGAAAUUAAUAGAAUUAUGAAAUUAAAUGUAAUAACUUAGGUUAUGAAAUAUUUCUAUAGCUCUGUUAACUUUUUUAACUGUGCUGUUAUUCCCCUCUCUGAGGAGUAUACUGUUAGGAUGUACAUUUUUACACGUCUUACUUUUCUCUUUAUUUUUCUGUUUACUAUUACAAUACUUCCCUUAUACUACUGAAAACUCUACUAUAUAGUGCAAUACUUGAUCGAUAAUAAGAAAAAUGUUCUUCUUUCCAUAAUUGCCAUCAAUUUAAUUAAAAUAAGCACAAACUGAAAAAAAAAACAGCCAAAAUAUUCAUUAUUAAUAUAUUAUAAAGCUACAAAUUCUUUGAAUAUUUAAUAUCGGGCUGAUGAUUUUUAAUUUGUAAUUUUACAAAAUAAUACGCAGGUUAAAUAAAAUUUAUAAAAUUACAAAGUAUAGAGCUUUACUUCAUUGUGCUGUUUAUAUGUUAAGUUAUUUAGAUGUGUUGUAUUAAGCGUUGAACCUAUUAAGAAUCAAUUUAAAAAUGUUAUGUGAACUUUUUGUCUUAUGAUAAACUCCUUAAUGCCUUAAAAGGUGAUUAAAUAAAUUGAUGAAUUUUCUAAAUGUUUAUCCACAUUAAAGCAUACGAGAAAGGGCAUGUAGUUAGUAUACAGUAAAAUUUCUUAACUUUAGAAUAUGUUUGUCUUUAAGAAACUUCAAUUUUGGAUAAGCAUGGAUUUUAUCCUCUUGAAAUAUUUCUUACUAUUAAAUCUACUAGGUUUUACUUCCUUAACCCACAAAAAUUUCUUCAAUUUUUUAAAGACCUUUUAGAUAAAAAUUAGAAAGAAUUUUAAUAAUUUUAAAAUUGUAAUGAUUUUCUCCAAUCAAAAGGAGACAGUUGUAAAGAUCUCAUGAUAUCCAUCACCAUGUCUGUAAAUAGCCAUAAUUUCAAGCAAUGUGUUCCUAAUGUAUUUUACUAUAUUAAUAUAUUUUAGGUAGUAUUUUUAUUUGGUUUGUAACUAUUGUACGAACUGGAAAUAUCUCUAUAGUGUAAUUAUUUUUGUACAUAGCCUAGUGAAAAUUAUUUAAGAAGAGGUGCAAUUGUAUGUAACUUGUUCGAUGUAAUUUGAUUCAUUCCUAUAAAAUAUUAAAUAAAUUCUUCAACUCUAUUCUCAAGAGAAA